UUGUCAUACUAACUAUUUAAGAAUUUUGAUCUAAGUUGUUGUGCAAUGUAUCUAUGCUCUGAAUCUUGGGAAUUCUGCCUGGGAAGUGACUGGUUUUCAUAGCCAAGUUAUUAUUUCUAGAUCACAUGACCUAUACCAUUCAGAGCCAUUUAAGCUAACUAGAUAUUUUAUGCAACUACAGUGAAUAGUUUGGUUUUUUUUCCCUAAUCUUUUUUUUUUUCCUGAUCAGGAUGUGCAGUGGAAAAAAAAUCAGUCUUAGCAGCCAGAAGCAGCCAGCCACAAUCAUGGCAAACAGCGCAUGUUCAUCGUCCUUCAGUCGUAAGCAUGGCCCAGCGCCUGAGCUCAUCCACAGAGAGGAGAAAGAACAGGCCCCAGGCAACAUGUUUAGCCCUUUCGGAUGCCAUGGUUUGCCUCAGCAGUGAUUUCCUAGUUGGAGAUGCUUCAGUUCGGUUUUGGUUGGGGUCUCCAGCUGUCCCUGUCGGCUCUGACGGCAUUAUUAUCAGGAGCUCAUCCACAAGGCUUCCGAAUCCUGACAUCCAUUCUUAGGCACUUUUUACACGUGGGUGUGGUCCAUGAAAGAGGCACACCACACAAGGAAGCACCAGCAACUAUUUUUGUCCCAAAGCCCUUGUCCUAGACCUAGGCUGACUAUAGGGUCUCCUUCCUGUCUUGUCCUUAGUCCUCAGGCUCUCACACUCGUCUUUUACUGCUUGGGUUCGCUUUCUAUUGCUGCCCUAACAAAUGACCACACACUUCACGGCUUAAAACAGAUUUAUCAGUUCACAGUUUGGGACCUGAGUCUCACUGGACUAAACUCAGGACGUUGGUAGGGCUGUGUUGCUUCCUGGAGGAUGUAGGGGAGAGCUCUGCCUUCUGUUCUUUCACGGCUUCCAGAGGCCAUGUACAUUCCUCCGCUCACACCCUUCCUUCUCCAUCUUCAAAGCUAGCAACGGGUUGAGUCCUUUUAACAUGGUCUUGUCUGACCUCCACUUCUGCCUCCCUUUUCCACAGUUAAGGGCCCUUGUGAUUACACUGGGUCUGCCCACACAAUAGAAGAUUACUUCCCUGAUUUAAAGUCCAUUGGUUAGCAACCUUAUGACCACCUGCUGCCUUAAUUCUCCUCUGCCCUGUAAUGUCAUGUAUCCACAAGGUUCAGAAUCAUUGCCGAAACUGAGCCUCCAUACCUUGCUUAUGGAAUUGAGACCCGGGCACAGAGUUUUGGAUGAAGUCAAAGAGGAAGUUUUAUUUCUUUGCCAGGCAAAGGAGGUCACAGUGGGCUAACACCUCUAAGACCGCAAGCCUGCUGAGGAGGAAAGGUAGGGGGGUUUAUGGUAAAAGUUUAAGAGUUCAAGGGGCAGUGCUGGUUUCCACAGAGAUCACAUACAGGGUAACAAAUGGUUGCAAAGUCGUCCUUGUUUUUGCAGAUGCAAUGGUCCCCUUCCUUCUGUUGGGUAUGAUGUUUCCCCCUGGCUUUGGGACUCUCCUAAUAUUCUUGAGUCUGGGACGAAGGGAGCUGAGGGAGGGUGUCUGUGGAAAAGUGCUCCAGAGAAAAUCUUGUGCAGUUUAAAGUCAGGUUGAUAUAUGCUUCUAGCAUUUCAGUCAGCCUGAGGCCUGGGACCUCUUGCUGCAGGCUGGGACCUCAAACAACAGAAUACAAAGAAACCACAAGUGGCUAAGAAAGAACUGCGGACAUUAGUGAGUUACAGAUAAGGUGAUACACAAACCAUCCAACUGCCUUUUCUGAGGUGUCGGGAGCUAAGGCAGGGCACUGAACAGGACCCCUACACAUGGCACCGCCAAGGAGUUGGGCCGACCACCCAAGCCCCACUCUUCUCCAGCCCACCCUGGACGGCAAGAGCAUGCGAAAAGCCAUUUAAACUAUUAUACAAUUAAGCAGUUACAAAUACUGUAUUGUCACCUAUGACAAUAGGGUCCUGCUCCAUUAUAGGAUUAGAACAGGACCAUUUUUUUGCCUACCAUGCUCCUCUUCGAUUAUUCCUGCCCUCUCAGACUGAGAUAGCAGCCGCACAGUAUUCCCUGAAAUAAAACGUGGUCAGACGCUCCCUCCGGCAGUGCCCCCUGCCCGCUGAGUAGGUGGUUUUCCCAUUUGAGCUCCCCACAAACGCCAGCAUGGGCCAGCCCAUCUAUGACUUUGUUCUCGCCCCAUGGGUAAGAUAAGGAUUUUAGGCGAUGAACCAAGUAGCCAGAAGUAACCUCAUUGGUAAAAUGAUGAAAGAGACAAUAGCAACCUAUGAUUUCCAUCCCUCUUCAAUAGGAGCCCGUCUCUGGCAGGGCCUCCAAAUCCAGGCAUCCGGGAAUGCACAGAGCUUCAGCGGUUCUCUGUUUGUCAGGCCCUUUUUCACUGUUGCUUUUCCUGGAGGAGGGAGAGGGGGUCAGUCGGGGGAUGUCUAACAUGGCUGUAGGGUGAAGAAAACACUGUUUAGGCUACUUUUUUUCCCUAUGCAUUUUGGUCUCUUAGAUUCCACUGUUUCCAUCUAACCCGUACUAUCAUCUACGGGUUAAAUUUUUUGUUUUCCCUCGUUCUUGCAAAUAGUCUUUCCAGCAGACCUGCCUUCUCUGUCUGCCCAAAACUAGAUGAGAUGCUUGGCUGUCUUUCCCCCUAUCAUGGGCCUGUUUUUCUUGGGAAUUCACUUCAACAAGGGUUCCUUCCAUAUACUGUUUUUCUGCCAGUGCCAUGAGAAAUAGGAUUUUAAUUUUGUUAGGGUUAUGGUUGUUUUUACCAUUGGUGUGAAGGUGUUUCACCUUCUAUAUCUUAGCCUUGGAACUGGAGAAAACAGAAGUAUAGUAUCCAUGCAGAUUUCCUUCCCCCUGAACCUGCCUGAUCUUCCAUAAUGCAGAAUCAGACCCCACGGGUCUGUCCAGACCUUUAACACUACAGGUCAUUUUAAGCAAAGAAAUAUUGUGUAGUUUUCAGUGCUCUCAAUAAUUGUAGAUUAAAUUAAUUUCCUUGGUUAAUUCUAGAUUAAUAUGCACACUUUAGUCAGGAGAGUUGAAAAACUUCUUUGUGUAUUUUCCUUAAUUGGAGCAAAUUUUAAUGAUUUGGCUGACUUUUUUGGAGUGGGGUAAUGUGUAUGUGUUUGAGGUUAAAUGAUAUUCUAGUUCUACCACAAAUGGGUGUUUCUUCAGUGUUCUUGUUUAUUUUUGUCCAUUUUGGUAAAAUUUUCAAAGGAGAUUGGGGAAAUCAACUUUUUUGCAUAUACUUUUAAGGUAGGCUAAUUUUUUUUUCCAUUAUAUACUAUUAUUUACUCCCUUCCUUCUGAACUACCCCACCCCCACAGUCAACUUGAUUCUUAGAGACUUUUCUCUUAAUACUUUAACUUCAAAAAUACAAUGUUUGUCAUUAUACUUAGUACCUGGAAAGCCUUUAUGGUAAAUAGACGUCUUCUCAUUACCCUGAAAAAUUAAUUUCCAUUGUACUUUUUACAGUGAAUUUUCUUGAAAUCUAUGUUCACAUACUUCAAAAUGUAUUUUCCAUAAUGCAUUUUUCUUGCAACUGUAUUUUCUUCUUUUCCGUUAUCUCUUUACCAAAUACUUUACUUUUGAUCUUUUUCCCCAAGAUUUCAUGUAUUUUUUUCCCUCUCUCACUGUUUUCAAAUGCAUUUUAAUUUUCUUUUAAAAUUUGGGAGGAUUACAAAUUUUUGUCUCUGUAUUAUGGAAGAUUUUAUGUUUUUACUGACUUCAGUGGGAAUCUUAAGUGUUGUUUGCUUUUCAUUUCUAUUUCAUUUCAUUUUUUCUUCUGAAAUUUUAUUAUAGUCAUUAAAUGGAAGAUUUAAAACCUUUCCUUCUGUAUAUAUAAUAAAAUUUUCUCUUAAAAAUUAUAUAUUUUCUCUGUCUCUUGAAGGUAAUCUAACUUUCCUUAUGGUCUAGCAUCUGGGGACUCCUGAUAACAACUGCACAAAGUGGAGCCAGUGAGUAAAGAGCCUGAGUGGAUCCCUCCUAGGUCUCCUCCCUGCCUGGCUGGAUGCCGGGAGAAUCUCUGCUCUUACUCUGAAGGGAGAAUUGAUCCCUUGACAUGCUGAUUAACAGUGAGAUCUCCAGAACUUGGCUUUCUGGGUUAAAUCCCUGGUUGUGCCAGCAUUAGCAGUGUUUGGGGAGUCACUUUGCCCUUCUAUGACUCAAUUUCCUCAUCUGUAAAAUGGGGAGAAAUAUCCCAAAGGUUUAUUGGGGGGAUUAAACUAGCUAAUUUUUAUAAAACCCUUAGAACUACCUGGAACAUAGAAAAGUGCCAUUAAAUAUAGUUAGUAUGAUUUUCUUUUUAAUAUCCUGUAUUCAAACUAAUUCUAAUCUCUCCUUGUUUCAGGCAUAAUGAACAACAUGAAAUGCUCUAAAAUUUCAAGAGAUUUUCUACCUACUUGCCUUUGAGUUUUGUUACUGUUGGGUUUAGUGUGUGUGUGUGUGUGUGUGCGUGUGCGUGUGCGUGUGCGUGUGUGUGUUUUAAUGAUGGUUGGCUUGGGACUUUUCUGGACUUCAUGUAUAAAAGGUUGAUAAAGAUGGAAUUAAUCGUACUGUGAUUUCAUGGCACACAGAAUGAUUGAUUCAAACAAAGCUCCUAUCUUGUUUAGGUUAUUUAUUUUCUUGAAUUUACAAUUCCCACUUCACACUCCACCUCCAUUCCCUCUUCGGGUCACCUUUUCAUUGUACUUGACGGAAAACCUUUAGUCCCUGGAUGUUCUUGAAAACUCUGUAUUGCAGGUAGUGUUAGUUCAUACAAAUGACAUGGUGGUAUCACUCUCAAUGUUUCUUACUGUUUUUUAAAAUUGGCACUAUGUUUUUAAGAUCUCUUCAUGUUGUUGAGUAUAUUCCAAUCCAUUGCUUCUGAAUCCUAUACAGUAUUCUACAGACUGUAUCCAUUAAAAUUUGUUUGACAGCUCCAUGCUGCAAUAGCCUACAUCAUGAUGAGCAUCCUUGUACAGGCCCCCUCGUGGACCGGAGCAGGAAUUUCCUUGGCGCACAUACCCAGGAGCAGAACUGACUAACGGCAGGAUGCUGCUAAGUAGUAAUGAACUGGUAAUGAAUCACCAGAAUAGUGACGUCUUCUCCCACUAGCAGUACAUAAAGCUCCUUUAUCCCCUUAGAAAACUGAACAAUGCCAAGUUGUGGGACAACACUUGACUCUGGUAAGGUCUCUACUUUUUGUCAGACCAAUGAGGGAACCAGUAUGAAUUACAUGUAUCUGAUAAUUGUUUUGAUUUUUAUUUCUUUCAGUGCUGAGCUUGAAUGUCUCUUCACGUGUUUUCCAGCUUUUUGGCUUCCUUCUCUGCUACGCAUGCAGUUGGAAACGGCUGUGGUGAUGUUUCUUUUUGGUUGGAUUGAAAAAUGUUUUCUAUUCCAGACCUUCACGUUUACUUCCUUUACCUUCUCCUUUCAAAAUAAACAGGUCCUAACGAGUAAGAGGCACCUCAGCGUGGCUCAGCAAACGCGGGCGCUUCUCCGCAAGAAUUUUCUUAAAAAAUGGAGGAUGAAAAGAGAGGCCCUGUUGGAAUGGUUUUUCUCACUUCUUCUAGAGCUGUUUGCAUACCUGUUUUCCUCCAAUUUACACCAAGUUAAUGACUUUCAUCAACCGCCUGCAGUGGAUCUGGGACAUGUAGAUGAUUUUAAUGAUUCUAAUUACGUUAUUGGAUUUGCACCUGAAUCCAAGACAACCCAGGAGAUAAUGAACAAAGUGGCUUCCGCGCCAUUUAUGAAAGGAAGAACUAUCAUGGGGUGGCCUGAUGAAAAAAGCACGGACGAGCUGGAUUUAACCUAUUCUACAGACGCAGUGAGAGUCAUCUUUAAUGAUACCUUCUCGUAUCAUUUGAAGUUCCUCUGGGGAGAUAGAAUCCCCAAGAUGAACGAAAACAGAGACCAUUCAGCUCAUUGUCAAGUAAUGGAUGAGACAAUCACGUGUGAAAGUUCAGUGUUCUGGGAGAAGGGCUUUGUAGCUUUUCAAGCCACUAUUAAUGCUGCUAUCAUGGAAAUCGCAACAAAUCAUUCAGUGAUGGAAAAACUGAUGUCAGUUACUGGCAUAAAUAUGAAGAUAUUACCCUUCGUUGCCCAAGCAGGAGUGAUGAUGGAUUUUUUCAUUUUCUUCUGCAUUAUUUCUUUUUCUGCAUUUAUAUAUUAUUUAUCAGUCAAUGUUACACUAGAAAGAUGAUACAUGAAGUCACUGAUGAUGAUGAUGGGGCUUCAAGAGUCGGCAUUCUGGCUCUCCUGGGGUUUGAUGUACUCUGGCUUCACCUUCAUUACGGCCACUUUGAUGGCUCUGAUUGUCAUCCUAACUGGCUUCGUGGUGGUCUUCACCCUCUUCCUCCUCUAUGGCAUGUCUUUGAUAACGUAAGCUUUCCUGAUGAGCGUGUUGGUGAAGAAACCUUCCCUUACCGGGCUGGCUGUCUUUCUUCUUACUGUCUUUUGGGGGAGUCUGGGAUUCACUGCUCUGUACAGACACCUUCCUGCAUUUUUGGAAUGGACCUUAUGUCUUCUUAGCCCUUUUGCUUUCACUGCUGGAACGGCCCAGCUUAUACAUUUGGACUAUGACGGGAACUCUAACAUCCCUCUGGAUUCUUCAAACAACCAGUACCUAAUAAUAGCAACUCUUUUCAUGCUGGUUUUUGAUGCUUUUCUCUAUUUGGCAUUGACAUUAUAUUUUGACAAAAUUUUGCCCACUGAAUAUGGACGUCGACAUUCGCCUUGGUUUUUCCUGAAAUCCUCUUUCUGGUUUCAACACCAAAGGGCUGAUCACGCGGCCCUUGAGAAUGAGACAUAUGUAGAUUCUUCAACUAGCGACUCCUUUGAACCAGUGUCUCCAGAAUUCCAUGGGAAAGAAGCCAUUAGAAUAAGAAAUCCUAGGAAAGAAUAUGGAAGAGGUAAGCAGGAAAAAGUAGAAGCUUUGAAAGGUCUGGUAUUUGACAUAUAUGAAGGCCAGAUCACUGCCCUCCUUGGUCAUGGUGGAGCUGGGAAAACCACCCUGUUAAAUGCGAUCAAUGGACUGUCGGCCCCAACAUGAGGUUCGGUCACCAUCUAUAAUCACUCACUUUCAGAAAUGGCUGAGCCAGGAACGAUCAGCAGGCUCACUGGAGUUUGUCCACAAUCCAACGUGCAGUUUGGCUUUCUCACCGCGAGAGAAAAUCUUAGGUUCUUUGCUUAAGUAAAAGGGAUUCAGCCACAUGAAGUGGAGCAAGAGGUUCAACGAGUUUUACGGGACUUAGAGAAGGAAAAUAUUCAAGACAUUCUGGCUCAACAUUUAAGCGGUGGACAAAAAAGAAAACUAACUUUGGGGAUUGCAUUUUUAGGAGAUCCUCAGGUUUUGCUUUUGGACGAACCAACUGCUGGAUCAGAUCCUCUUUCAAGACACCAUGUGUGGAACCUCCUGAAAGAGAAGAAAUCAGACAGAGUAAUUCUCUUCAGUACCCAGUUCAUGGAUGAGUCUGACAUCCUGGCUGAUAGGAAGGUGUUUAUAUCCAGUGGAAGGCUGAAGUGUGCAGGUUCUUCUCUAUUCCUGAAGAAGAAAUGGGGCAUCGGCUACCAUUUAAGUUUGCAUCUGAAUGAAAUGUGCGAUCCAGACAGUAUAACAUCGCUUGUUAAACAGCACAUCCCUGAUGCCAAAUUAGCAGCACAAAGUGAAGAAAAGCUGGUAUAUAUUUUGCCUUUGGAAAGGACAAACAAAUUUCCAGACCUCUACAGGGAUCUUGAUAGACGUUCAAACCAGGGCAUUGAGAAUUACAGUGUUUCCAUGACAACACUGAAUGAAGUGUUCUUAAAAUUAGAAGGAAAAUCAGGUGUCGAUGAACCAGAUAUUGGAAUUUGGGGACAGUUACAAAGUGAUAGGACAAAAGACGCAGGAAGCCUUGUUGAGCUGGAACAAGUUUUGUCUUCCUUCAAUGAAACAAAGAGUGCAGUCAGCGGCAUGGCCCUCUAGAGGCAGCAGCUCUGGGCAAUGGCAAAAGUUCGCUUGCUGAAAUUAAAGAAAGAAAGAAGAACUCUGUUGACCAUAUUGUUGCUUUUUGGCAUUAGCUUUUGCCCUCAGCUUUUGGAACAUCUGUUCUAUGAGUUAUAUCAAAAAUGUUAUUCUUGGGGACUGUCUCCUAACAUGUACUUCCUCUCACCGGAGCAACCACCUCAAGCACCUCUGACCCACUUACUGGUCAUCAAUAAAACAGGAUCAAGCAUCGAUGACUUCAUACAUUCCCUGAGGCAACAGAACAUAGCUUUGGAAGUGGACGCCUUUGGAACUAGAAGUGGCCCAGACGAGCCAUCAUACGAUGGUGCUAUCACUGUGACAGGGUACGAUCGCAGAUUUUCCAUAGCGUGUAACACCAAAAGGCUGAACUGCUUUCUUGUCCUCUUGGACAUUAUUAGCAACGGGCUACUUGGAAUUUUUAAUUCUUCAGAACACAUUGAGACUGACAGAAGCACAUAUUUUGAAGAGCACACGUCCUACUAUGAGUCCGGUUACCCGAGCAGCGCCGCCUUCUGGAUCCCGCUGACAGCCUGUUUCACCCCUUACAUUGCCAUGAGCCGUGUCGGCGACUAUAAAAAAAAAGCUCACUCCCGGCUACGGAUUUCAGGCCUCUGCCCUUCCGCGUACUGGUUUGGGCAGGCACUGGUGGAUGUCCCGCUGUUCUUCUUGAUCCUCCUCCUGAUGCAGAUCGUGGAUUACAAUUUUAGCCCAGAGGAGGUUCUGUUUGUAAUUCAAAGCCUGUUGAACGUUCAGAUCCUGUAUAGUAUUGGAUACGUCUCAUCUCUUAUUUUCUUGACAUAUGUGAUUUCAUUCGUUUUUCGCAGUGGGAGAACAAACAGUGGCAUUUGGUCCUUCUUCUUCUUAAUUAUCACCAUCUUCCCCAUGGUUGCUACCGAACUAAAUGAAUAUGGAUUUCUAGGGCUGCUUCUCUGUACCAUGUUAAUACCACCCUUCACAUUGAUUGGUUCCCUGUUUACUUUUUCUGAGAUUUCUCCUGACUCUGUGGAUUAUUUGGGAGCUUCAGAACAGCAGAUUGUAUUUCUGGCAUUGCUAAUACCUUACCUUCACUUUUUCAUUUUCCUCUUUGUUCUACGAUGUCUGGAAAUGAACUUUAGGAAGAAAUUAAUGAGAAAGGAUCCUGUGUUCAGAAUUUCACCGAGAAGCAGCAGUGUUCUUCCAAACCCAGAAAAACCUGAAGGAGAGGAUGACGGUGUUCAGAUGGAAAGAAUGAGAACAGCAAAUGCUGUGACUGCCCCAGACUCGGACGAGAACCCAGUCAUCAUUGCCAGCUGUCUGCGGAAGGAAUACACAGGCAGAAGGAAAACCUGCUUUGCCAAGAGGAAGAAAAAAGUAGCCACGAGAAACGUCUCUUUCUGUGUAAAGGAAGGUGAAGUUAUAGGGCUCUUAGGACACAAUGGAGCAGGUAAAAGUACAGCUAUCAAGAUGAUAACCGGAGACACAAAACCAACCGCGGGGCAGGUGCUACUGAAAGGGCGCGGCGGAGGGGACGCCCUGGGGUUUCUGGCAUGUCCCCAGGAGAACGCGCGGUGGCCCAGCCUGACGGUGCAGGAGCACCUGGAGGUGUUCGCCGCCGUGAAAGGGCUGAGGAAGGCGGACGCCGCGGCUGCCAUCACACGGUUGGUGGAUGCGCUCAAGCUGCAGGAGCAGCUGAAGCUCCCCGUGAAGGCUUUAUCCGAGGGAGGAAAGCGAAAGCUGUGCUUCGCGCUGAGCCUCCUGGGAAACCCGUCGGUGGUGCUUCUGGACGAGCCGUCCACGGGGACGGACCCCGAGGGGCAGCUGCAGAUGUGGCAGGCGACCCGGGCCACCAUUAGGAACACGGAGAGGGGCGCCCUCCUGACCACCCAUUACAUGGCAGAGGCUGAGGCUGUGUGUGACCGCGUGGCCAUCAUGGUGUCUGGGAGGCUGAGAUGUAUCGGCUCCAUCCAACAUCUGAAGAGCAAAUUUGGCAAAGAUUAUCUGCUAGAGAUGAAGGUGAAGACCCUGGCCCAGGUGGAGUCUCUGCACGGCGAAAUUCUGAGGGUUUUCCCCCACGCUGCUCGGCAGGAGAGGUUCUCCUCCCUCAUGGUCUACAGGCUGCCUCUCGAGGAUGUGCGACCUUUAGCGCAGGCUUUCUUCAAAUUAGAGAAGGUGAAGCGGAGCUUCAACCUGGAGGAGUACAGCCUCUCGCAGUCCACCCUGGAGCAGGUGUUUCUGGAGCUCUCCAAGGAGCAGGAGCUGGACAGUUUUGAUGAGGAAGUUGAUCUCUCAGUAAAGUGGAAGCUCCUGCAGGAAGAGCCUUAAAGCCCAAAUACUCGAUCUUUAAGAUAGUAUUUUAUAGCAUUAAUGUGUCUUAUCUCAGAUGUGGCUUCAAAAUGCUUUAGAAACUCAAGCCAUCAUUUUUCUCAAUAAUAUUACAUAUAACGGGACUAAAGAGCAAGGCCCGUGAGGGUGGUGACGCUCAGCCGGCCGUGCAGCCCCUCAGCAGCCGCCGAACCCCAUGCUUCACACGGCAGCAAAUUUUAAAACACAUUGAUUAUGGAAUUGUUUAUAUUUCUGAGGAUGAUACAGAGAUUGUUUCAUUUUCUUUCUCUGAACUUCAAAAUACUAACUAUUUUCUCGUCUUUCUGAGCAGGUAAGUACGCAGUGAGACAAUGCCGAUGGUUGUAGGGGAAAGGGAGUCAAAUGAUUAAUUAUAGCAGCAUGGUGUUGCUUUUCGUGAUUCACUUCCUUAUCACCUGAUCUUAAUUUACUGAUUUUUUCCUUUUCUGUCACUUUUCAAAUUUUAGGUUGUAGAGUCCAUGUUCUCUCUUGUGACGAUGCUGGAGGUUUGAAACCUGUAAAAGUCAUUGUAGUAAGAUUUGAAUGAUCAAGCUGGUACAAGUUUUAAAAUACGUAUAGUACAUACAAUUUCAAAAUUUUUUAUGUUUUCUUAUAAUGCAAAGGUCUAUCCUUAUGCAGAACACUAAAACUUCAUAGAUGUUACUUUCCUGUAUCUGUAUAUGUUAUGACCUAUCCAACCAGUGAUCUUAUAAACACUUCAAAGUCAGUGCACUGUUCUUGUACAUUCUUAUUUAGGUGAGCUUUUAAUGUUGUCGUUGCUACUGUUAUUGUUGCUAGCUGUCACGCACUGAAUUGUGUUCCCCACAAAUUCAUGCACUGAAACCCUCAUCUCCAGCGUGGCUGUAUUUGGAGUAGGGCCUUUAAGGAGGUAAUAAGUUUGAAUGGGGUCAUAAGAUGGGGCUUAAUCUGAUAGCACUUGUGUCUUUACAAGAAGAGGAAGAGACACCUCAUCUCUCUGCACACUCACAGGGAAAAGGUCAUGCUGAGAGCACAUCGAGAAGGUGGCUGUCUGCAAGACAGGAAGACAGACCUCACCAGCAGCUAAAUUUCCUGGCACCACGAUCAUGGACUGUUAGCCUCCAGAACUGUGAGAAAAUAAAUUUCUGUAGUUUCAGCCUUCUCAUUC
Vicugna pacos (alpaca) is the source of this 11423-nucleotide messenger RNA. The record is from RefSeq and is a predicted model, not a curated record. Lineage: Eukaryota; Metazoa; Chordata; Mammalia; Artiodactyla; Camelidae.